Sinocyclocheilus rhinocerous is the source of this 1449-nucleotide messenger RNA. Its product is annotated as adhesion G-protein coupled receptor G2-like. Lineage: Eukaryota; Metazoa; Chordata; Actinopteri; Cypriniformes; Cyprinidae. Gene Ontology annotation, molecular function: G protein-coupled receptor activity. The record is from RefSeq and is a predicted model, not a curated record. Gene Ontology annotation, biological process: adenylate cyclase-activating G protein-coupled receptor signaling pathway; cell surface receptor signaling pathway. Bases 1 to 1449 code for a protein of 482 amino acids. The transcript is spliced from 11 exons. Gene Ontology annotation, cellular component: plasma membrane.
AUGACAACUCAUGGAUAUACUGAUCCCUCAAAGGCAUCAGAAGCCUUAGGCAAUCUGGAGUCUAAGAUGGAAGAGAUGGAAAAAAGCAAUAAAAGCAAUGCAAUGAUUGUCACAGAGGAUGGUGUUGGUUUUCUUCAUGUACAAGCCAAGAACAGAGAAACCAAAGACAUAAAUAUAUGCUACUCUUCAGAUCAUGCCACGGUUGUUGAGAGUCAAAGUGACCUGAUUACUAACUGUCCCUGGUUAACAAAAAUUUCCAAGGAGGCUUUUGAUAAAUCACGUCUUGAAAACAAUGGAACUGCAUUUGUUGGAGUUCUACGGUUCAAAAACUUGAGAUAUAAGAAUGAAACUGAAAUUCACACUGUUUUGAACAAUGAGGUUUAUGGAAUAACGAUGAGGGCCAAAAUCUCCAACCUUACCAACAAUAUUGACAUGUUCUUCAAACAUAAAGAUCUGACCGGUAAGGCGUCCUGUGUUUCUUGGGAUGGCAAAGGAAAACUUAAUUGGACAGCAUUUGGCUGUAAGACAGAAAUCAUCAACAACACCAUAAAGUGCUCCUGCUCACAUCUGACGUUCUUUGCAGUGCUGAUGAUCCCUCAGUCAGAUGCAAACAUCACAGCACCACAUCUGGAAUCACUGACUUUAAUCUCUUCUAUCGGCUGCGGCAUCUCCAUGUUUUUUAUGACCGUCGCUUUAUUCAUGCAUUUCCUGCUACGGAAAGCCAAAUCAAAUCAGGCCACGAAGAUCUUGAUGAACAUGUUUGUGGCUUUGUGUCUACUGAAUGCCUCGUUUUUGUCAAACGAGAGCGUCGCUAACACACAAGACAACACUGCGUGCGUCUUCAUAGCGCUGCUCCUGCAUUACUCCAUGCUGGCCUCAUUCACCUGGUUCUUCAUUCAAGCUCUUCAUAUGUACUUAUGGCUCAUCAGACAGAACGUCACCAUCACAAACUACAUGAGGAAGAUCACCGUGUUGGGCUGGGUGUGUCCCGCUCCAAUAGUCUUAGUUAUCGUUUCUGUAGGAGGAUAUGAAGCUGUGAUCCUAAACACAACAUCUGAGAAAAUCACACGAAUGUGCUGGAUUACAAAUCCUUACAUUCACUACAUAGUGAACAUCGGCUACUAUGCUUUAGUUUUCGUCUUCACGACAGGAGUCUUCAUCAUGAUCGUCACUAAGGUCGUUCAGGCCAGAAACAUAAGAUCGACUGACGACAAGAGAAAGACGUUCAGAAAGCAGCUGAUGAUGGUGUUGAGUUUGUUCCUGCUCUUCGGUCUGACGUGGUCUGUGGCGUUCUUCAGUUAUGGACCGAUGCUCAUUCCCUCAUAUUACAUAUUCACUGUGUUGAACUCAUUACAGGGGUUUUUUCUCUUCCUGUAUUACUACCACAUUCACAAUGACAUUGCGGGUAAUUUCUCAGAUGAUCCAGAAAGCACCGACUCCGCUGUUUAA